GGUUCGGCGGGCGACACGGCGAAGCACGCGAAGCCGCCAAGACAGACAGUCCGACCGCACCGCGCCGCGCGCCGCAACAAACAAAACUCGAACCGCGGAACUGCGACCGGCAGUAGUGACGCGCGCGAACGGGGCCCCUUAAAAGCAAAACUUAAGAGCCUUUCCCUCGCGAAAACGACUGUGAGUGAUGUAGCUGUGUAGUGGCUGAGUCAAUGUCGUGUGUCCAUACGCGGCGAUGGCUCCGGGACGGGGGCCCCCCGCGGGGCCGGCCGGGCUGGGCGCGAUGGCGGUGCUGCUGCCGCUCGCCUGCCUGGGCUGCCUCGCGAUAGCGGAGGCCGCCGCCACAACGCCGGCGCCAGUGCCGAAAUGCAAGCAGCCCCCGCUGGCGGGCAACUGCACCACCUACCUCCACAAGUGGUACUACGACGGCGACGUGUGCCGCACCUUCACCUACGGCGGAUGCAACGGCAACCUCAACAGGUUCAACACUGAGUACGAGUGCCUCGCGGCCUGCGCGCCGGGCCACACGCUGCCGCCAUACAUGAUUUCCACGACCACCACGCCAGCGCCCCGCGGCGUCAACGCCUCCACGACGCCCAAGCGGCCGGGCACCACCAAGAGGCCGCCGCCGACGGAGCCGCCGGUGCCGCUGGCGGACCGCGGCCAUGAGCUCACGUUCGCGGAGACGGGCCGCCAGAAGGUGUUCAUGAUGACGCGCGGCGACGCCUUCAUCCAGGUGGACGACCACCGCAUCCCCACGUUCCAGCUCAGGCUGUGCCGCGAGAUUUCGUUCCAGUUCCGCACGCGGCUGCCGCACGGGCUGCUGGUGUACCACUCCGUCAAGAACAGACCCGGCGGCCUGGAGCCCUACGCGCUCUACGUCAUCGUGGAGAAGGGCCAGCUCAAGGUGGUGCACGUCAUCGGGAAGCACUCCACGUCCGUGACCGUCGGCGAGGGCCUGAACCGGGACACGUGGCACACCGUGCUGGUGCGCAUCGACGUGCCCAACUCGCGGCUCCUGGCGUCGGUGGACAACCGCACGGCCGAGGCCAGCAUCCUGGGGCUCACGCCCGGCUACGGCGUCACCACCGACCUGCCGUCCGUCGUGCUCAUCGGAGGUCUGAGCCCCGAAGAGAAGCUGCACGGCGUCAAGUACAUCAUCGAGUCCUUCAUGGGCUGCAUCAAGGACAUGCGGCUGAGCGCAGGCAAGAGCAGCAGCGAGCUGGAGCCCAUCAGGCCCCUGGUGGCCAGCAAGCACGACAACGUCCUGGAGGGUUGCAUCAACAAGUGCCGCACGCGGGACAACCUGUGCUUCGUGGGCAGCCACUGCAUCAACCACUACCAGGACGUGUCGUGUGACUGCUACGGCACCGAGUACGAGGGCGAGCGCUGCGACAUCUACACGGCGACGGUGCUGACGCUCAGGGGAUCAUCCUUCGUGUCGUACCGCAUCUACGACUGGAAGGACAGAGUGCAUUCCAACGUCAACAGAAUCAGCUUGUUUUUCAAGACCCGGUUCGACGACUCGGCCCUGUUCUACGCGAGCGGCGAGACGGACCGCCACCACCACAUCGCCGCCUCCAUCGUCAACGGCUCGGUCGUGGUGGAGAUGGACUUCUGGGCGGGCCCGGCCAUCGUCACGGACAUGAAGACCAUCGUGACCAACAACCACUGGCACAACCUGACCAUCUACCACGCGCGCGACCGCGUGCACAUCUCGCUGGGUGCCGAGAAGAAGGAGAUCUCGCUGCCGGGCACGCAGCACUACCUGCAGAUCGACCCCGAGAUCUACAUCGGCGGCGGCCCCGAGCUCAACAAGAAGCGCGGCCUCCUGUCCAACAACAACUUCGCCGGCUCCCUCAAGUACGUCUUCUUCAACGACGUCUCCAUCCUCUACGAGCUCAAGAAGGGCAACCCCAAGGUGCACUACAUCGGCGUGCUGGCCCCGGAGUUCUACGAGGCGGACGUGGAGAUCAUCCCGCUCACGUUCCCCUUCCCGUCGUCGCACAUCUGGUGGCCCGCCAGCAACGUGCACAACAACCUGUCCCUCUCCUUCGAGUUCAAGAGCUACCGCAGCAUGGCCGUGCUCGUGUCCUCCAACGUGACCACCGCGUCCGGCACCGGCUACAUGGAGGUGCGCGUCGUCAACGACCAGAUCCGCCUGGAGCUCAUCCCGGAGAUCGGCAAGAACGUGACGCACCUCACCACCGUGACGUUCGACUCGCGGGCCAACUGGCACAACGUGGACCUGACGUACUCCAAGGGGGAGGUGCGGCUGACGGUGGACUACCGCAACAAGCAGUCGCAGCUGUUCGGCCUCGAGUUCACCAUGGGCGACCGCGUCAUCAUCGGCAGCGCGCUGGGCAGCAAGGCCAACACGGGCCUGGUGGGCUGCAUGCGCCAGGUGGUGGUGAACGGCGUGCCGCUGGAGCCGCGCUACGUGGUGCGCACCAAGCACACCGUGGGCACCGUGUCGCUCGACAACUGCCAGCUGGUGGACCCCUGCACGCGGCCCAACGCCUGCGAGCACGGCGGCAAGUGCUCCGUCAAGGACGACCGCGUUACGUGCGACUGCAAGGGCACGGGCUACAUCGGCAAGAACUGCCACUUCGCCGAGUUCCGCAAGACCUGCGAGGAGCUGGCGCUGCUGGGCUACACCAAGCCGGACGUGUACCUCAUCGACAUCGACGGCAACGGCCGCUUCCCGCCCGCCCACGUCAAGUGCGAGUUCCAGUCGCUGGAGGACGCCACCAAGACCAUCGUGGAGCACAAUCUGCCCAGCCAAGUGGACGUGCGAGGCGCAUCCGAGUCGGACUUCAGCUUCACCAUCAAGUACCGCGAGUUCACGUCCGAGAUGCUGCAGGAGCUCAUCUCGCACUCGCUGUACUGCUCGCAGUACAUCAAGUACGACUGCUACAAGGCCCCGCUCGAGCUGCACUCGGCCACGUGGUUCGUGUCCUCGGCGCGCAACGGCACGGUGGACUACCUGGGCAACGUGAAGCGGGGCUCGUGCCCCUGCUCGGCCAACCGGACGUGCGUGGACCCCGACCUGUCGUGCAACUGCGACGUGACGGAGAGCAAGUGGCACUCGGACGAGGGCUUCUUCGCCACGCCGUCCUCGCUCGGCAUCACCGAGAUGGUGUUCCUGCAGCAGAAGGACCUGGACGAGGACGCGCUGGGCAGGAUCACCCUGGGCCCGCUCGAGUGCGUCGAGACGAACACGCAGACGUACGUGGUGACGUUCACGACCAGCCAGUCGUACAUCGAGGUGCCGGGCUGGCGCAAGGGCGACAUCGCCUUCAGCUUCAGGACCACGGGGGAGAACGCCAUCCUGCUGUACCAGCCGCCCAUCCGCCCGCACCUGCCCUCCUUCAUGGUGGCACUCACCAGCGACUUUAAGCUCACGUUCAACUUCACGCUGAACACGGGCCGGUCCCGCGAGCUGGAGAUCAAGUCGCAGCGCCGCCUCAACUCGGGCGAGUGGCAGAAGAUCUGGAUCGACUACAACGAGCACCACGUCCGCUUCAUGAUCAACACCGACUACCAGAUGGUGGACCUGCUGCCCGAGGAGGAGUUCGGCCCGUUCGAGGGGAGCAUGUUCAUUGGCGGCGCCACCGAGGACUUGCUGAAGAAGAGCUCCAUCUCGCAGGGCCUGAUCGGCUGCUUCCGCGGCCUGGUCGUCAACGGCGAGGUGCUGGACAUCUACUCGUACAUGAGCGUGCACCUCAGCGAGAUCAUCAAGGACUGCAAGCCGAGCUGCGACCCCAACCCGUGCAAGAACGGCGCCCAGUGCAAGGAGCUGUGGUCCACCUUCAAGUGCGUCUGCGAGAACCCCUGGGCCUACAUCGGCCAGCACUGCGAGACGAAUAUCAACGUGAACGCCAUGACCAUGGUCCGCAUGGAGACGUACAUGAACAAGAACUUCUUGUUCAACAACACCGACCCGGAGAAGAAGCUCCUCAAGAGCAUGCUCAAGGAGAACAUCCUCCUCAACGUGCGCACGUACGACGCCAAUUCGCUGCUGCUGUACGCCAACGACCACCUCAACAACUUCGUGCACCUCUUCAUCCAGAACAAGAAGAACCUGGUGUUCCUCUUCAACUCGGGCAACGAAAUCAGGCGCAUGUCCGUGCAGUACCCAGGACUCAACAGCGGCAAGUCGGUGCAGAUCGCCAUCAUCCGCAAGGGCGGCGACGUGACCCUGCACGUCAACGACAGGAACACGACGAUCCACGCGCCGAACGUGCUGCUCACCGAGUACCGCCACAAGCCCUGGAUCAACGCCGAGAAGGAGGUGCUGGCGCCGCAGCGGCCGCCCGCCCCGCCCACCGACUACUUCCAGAUGAAGCUGGGCGGCAUGCAGGACGAGACCCUGCUCCGCGUCAACCCGGAGGCGCACCAGCUCACCGGCUUCAUCGGCUGCCUGCGCGGCUUCAAGAUCGGCAACACACUGUACGACCUGCAGGCCAACGCCACCAACCCCAUCGACAUCGUGGCGCCGGCCGGAGUCAUCCCGGGCUGCCGCAUGAAGUGCGACGACGAGCCCUGCAAGCACCAGGGCAUCUGCAUCGAGGACUUCGCCAAGGGGGAGAGCUCGUGCAACUGCGAGCACACGUCCUACUACGGCGAGUUCUGUGGCCAAGAGAAAGGUGCCGACUUCGGCGGCGAGUCCGUGCUGCUGCGCAACUUCACGGUGGAGGGCGAGGUGAACCAGGUGAAGGUGCAGCUGGCCUUCUCCUCCAACGACGCGCGGCACCGCAGCACCGCGCUGCUGCUGAUCCAGACCGAGACCCGCCGCAGCUACUACCUGCUGGUGGCCAUCUCGGCCGAGGGCGAGCUCAUCUUCGAGGAGGACCGGGAGGGCACCGCCACAUCCAUCGGCGCCCGGAUCAAGGACCGCAACUUCCUGAACGGCGCGCGCCACUCGCUGUACUACAAGCGCGUCGACCAGUCCGCGACACUGCUGAUUGACCGCGAGCCCGUGGCGCUGCAGCCCAUCUCGGUGCUGAGCUACACCGAGGACAAGGACGCCAGCCCCAGGGUGAGCGACGCGGUGCACAUCGGCGGCCUCAAGACCAGCGACCCGCGCUUCGGUGCCUACACGUCGUACAGCGGCUGCCUGUCUAACGUGUUCGUCGAGGUGAACCACCAAAUGAUGAAGCCGGUGGACGAGUACAUGGCCUUCAUCAAGAACGGCUCGGAGAAGGUGCUGGUCAUCUCGCCGUCAGGUGUCCGCAGCGCGCAGUGCGCCAACUUCGACCUGAUCCACAAGCCGCGGCCCAGCCCGUCGCUCAACAGCAGCCUGGUCAGCGUGGGCCGGGACAAGGCGUGGGUGGAGGACUCGCCGAGCCGGGUGCCGUACAAGUCGCAGUACUCCGUGCCGUCCACCGUGGAGGAGGGCUUCGGCAAGAUCGCCUUCAUCGUGCUCACGUCCAUCUUCGCGCUGGUGAUGCUGGGCGUGGCGUGGGACGUGUACCGGACGCAGCGCAACUACCGGCGCCGCAAGGAGGCCGAGGAGGCUGCGGCCAUGCUGUGGCACAAGCCGCCGCCGCUGCUGCCACCCACCGCGCCGUCGCCCUACAAGGCCCGCCAGCAGCAGCAGCAGCAGAAUGGGUCGGCCUCCAAGCCGCUGCUCAAGGGCGAGCCGCCCAGCGCCGUGCACGUGGCGCCGCCCGUCGUGCCGCAGCAGAACGGCCGCCAGAUCCGCUUCCAGGAGGACCGCACGGACAGGGAGCUGCAGUGGGAGCCCCUGAGCGAGGAAGAGAACAAGCUGCUGGACCAGGGGUUGCCGGGGGGGCUCGAUUUGCGGAACAAGUUUCCGCCCAUACACGAGGACGAUCACGACUCUGAAGAAGUCUCAGAGCCCGCCGACCCGGACGACGCUCUCACGGACGACGAGCCGGACGAGGGAGGGGCGCGCGCGGGGCUGCCCGGGCUGGCCCAGCGCCCCGUGCAGGCCUUCCCCUCGCGCAGCGCAGGCCCGCAGCGCCCGCUCGCCCCCAUGCCCGUGUACCUCGCCGACAACGUGCGGACGUUCGCCAACCCCAUCAGCUACCUGGGCGGCCCCCGGCUGCUGUCCAACAGCACCGCCCCCCGCACAAGCAAGGAGUCCGUGCUCUCCCUGGACUAGGCCCCGAUGCUGCCCUCUCCCUCCCCCUCCCCCGAACAAUGCAUGCACACCGUGGCGUUGCAAGAACGCGCCGAGCACGCGGGCGGUUUAGUGAUACAGUGGUGUGUUUUGUCUAGUCUCCAAUUAGUGAUUUUGUUGCACUCGGUCUGCCACCUUGUCGGAAGACUUCAGCGGUGUAAAACUUUGUAAAUAUAUUGAUAGAGAAUGCACCGUUAAAGACUGUUCUAAUGUAGAUUAUAUGUUUCCAUUUACUCGUCUUGAAAUAUGUUGAAGUGUGUGCCUUAUUUAGAAAUUGUGUCAACUGUCACCGGUUGUUGUACAUAUGUAUGGUAGUUUUUGAUGUUUUGAACUCGCCUUAAAAAUUGGCGCAGAAAAUUUGUAGUGUUUCCCAGAUGACGCGUGCAUUUUGGAGCUUCCAAGACAGCAAGUAGUGUACCAUUUCCAAGAUGAUCUGCGUUGAGAGAUGCCGCGUUCCGUAAUUUAUGACUUGUUAGUAAUAAUAGCGGUCAGACUUGGUCGAAACUUAUGCUAGUCGCUUCUACAUGCAUUGAAGCUUAACCAGUUUAUCAAAAAAAUAGUUUGCAUCGAAAUACGCAGCUCACUUUGUACCAUUGAAAGUGAUUUUUACGUGUCUUUGUAUGGAUACUUAUUCUUCCUCUCAUUCUUGUAAAAUAUCACUGGUAAAAUUAAAGCGUAGUUUUAAGCUUCAUUUAAGCACUCAACUACGCUUAAUCGCCUUACGCCCUUCUUCAAGCGUACAACUACGUUUCAAGGCAAUUUCUACCCCCCCUCUCGCAUUUACAUUGGACGAAAGGAGUGCAUUACACCUUAGUUUUACCAGUGAUUCUAAAUCAGUUUUAAAUUUAUUUCUUAAAUGUAGAAUAUAUAUUUUAAGUAGCUUCUCGCAGGAUUUUCGUUUCUCAUACGUGUAAAAAAAAGACGUUGGUUAGGCGAAUACACUGACUGACCUUUGGACAGUGAACCCGUUUCAAUAAGCAGCGAAACAAACUUCUCUUUUGCUUCUACAGACUGUGAUUGUUGGUGUGAAAAGUCCGAAGGGGUUGGUUUAGCGUAGCCCUAACGAACUCUUCGCAAGCCCCCAAGCCAAGAAUCACUAUGUCGAAAGAUGAGAAAUACGCCGCUGACAACGAGACUCAAGUUGGCCGACGAUCUGUCGACGCAUUCGCCUCUGCAACUUCCAUUUUCUUUUCCACCGUUAGCGUGACGAGUUUGGGCACAAUUUUAAUUAUGAUAAGACAUGGACGAACGACUACUUCUGUUGGCUGUGCGUGCUCAAAACGUUGUCUGAUACUAAUAAAGUAUUUUGUGAA
This is a messenger RNA of Thrips palmi, 7461 nucleotides long. RefSeq names its product contactin-associated protein-like 5 (gene axo). The coding region runs from base 236 to 6130 and encodes 1964 amino acids. The record is from RefSeq and is a predicted model, not a curated record. The transcript is spliced from 30 exons. Gene Ontology annotation, molecular function: serine-type endopeptidase inhibitor activity. Lineage: Eukaryota; Metazoa; Arthropoda; Insecta; Thysanoptera; Thripidae.